This is a messenger RNA of Passer domesticus (house sparrow), 5181 nucleotides long. It is a transcript of the gene CCDC57, whose product is annotated as coiled-coil domain containing 57. The transcript has 11 exons. Lineage: Eukaryota; Metazoa; Chordata; Aves; Passeriformes; Passeridae. Bases 3701 to 5167 code for a protein of 488 amino acids. Gene Ontology annotation, biological process: centriole replication; microtubule nucleation; positive regulation of mitotic cell cycle. The record is from RefSeq and is a predicted model, not a curated record. Gene Ontology annotation, cellular component: centriole; spindle microtubule; centriolar satellite.
AAUAUUGUCUUUUGAGAACUGUGAUAUUGCACAGAGUAGUAGCUUCCAAUUUAAAACCUACUUGCUGAAAUGUAAUGCCAAGGCAGGAACUGAAGCUCUUUUAAUGACUUAGAAGUUUUUUUCUUUUCCUUGUACUUUGUGUUUGCAUUGGCUCUUGGUUCAGUUUUGCUGAAGUAUAGUAACCAUUUGUACAUGCUCAAGGAUGAUUCAUUGCAUCAAUGUGUGAAGAUGAGCAAGGCCAUGCGGUUUAUUUUGAGUAGAUAACAUACAGCCAAUAAGACCGACACUGCUAAUCUUAAAGACUAGUAAAACCAGUUUUUGACUGUCCACUAUUAUCUGAAUUUAGGGCAUUCAGUUGCGGACUAGGUGUAUUAAGAUUUCAGCAUCAAUCCCCGAACUGACAUUGUGUAGACUGUAAUCUUUUUUACUCACCAUUAAAGUUUGUCUCUUUGGGACACUACUGAAUCACUAGAAGUUAUCAAUUACUCAUUUAGGGAACUAACAUGCAUUUAACUAGGUGACUAGGGGAUGAUUGAAGGUACAUUGGAGAAGACGACAGCUAAUUUGAAAGUGGGGGCAGGGGUGAGGAAGGGUUGAAAAGAUAAUGUGGUUGAUAGGUUAGGCCAAGGCUAUUAUAAAGGUGUGAAGAAUGCCAGCAGUCAGAAUGGUGUAUAGCUUUAGACAUUCGCCUAUUAUGUGCUGAUUUUGAUGGGUGCUCUGCACAAUAUAAAUUAUGCUGGGACUUGCACUAUAAUUUUUGUGUGUUCAGAUAUAGAAAAUCAUUUUAAGCCAGGUUUCACCAUUCUAUUUUAAACCAGAGGUGAUUCAUAUAAGUAAAUGAACUAAAUCCCUUGAAUAAUUGCAGCAUUCUGUAACUACAAUUCGCUAAAUGGAACUUGCUUUAUUUCAAAAGUCAAAUUGCUAGUUCUGAUUGUAAUUUUCAUUAAUAGUUACUGAUGAAAACAAACCCCUUCUUUCUUUAACUGGCAUGGGGCUAGGACACACAAUUCUCUUCUGAUGACAUAAGGAAAAUUAUAUAAGAACUACGGAUAAUGCUCUAUCUUCUCUAAAUUAGUGUACUUGAGAUAUCAUUUGGGUGCAGCAUUUGAGUUUCUGGAAGGCAAAAGCUCUUUAUAUGAUCUAGAAAAACAGAAGAGUGACAGAACAUUACAGGAAGUUUGCCUCAUGACUUCCAGACAAGCAAGUCAUCUAGAGUGACUAAGGGAAAAUCAUGCUUUCGGCCUGCUGCAUGUAUUACAUCUUCCUCAGUCUCCCCUAGACAGCGUAAAGCAGUUUAGAUGAUGGAUACAGUUUUUAAUAAUUAAAUGCCUUGGUAGCAGAAUGUGUUUAUCUGUUCUGCAUGACCUCAUGUUGCAGUUGGCCUGAGUUUGUUUUACAAGCUUUUAAAAGUUUUCACGAUGCAGUGGGAGUUCAGAGAGGACUCUCAAAGUUUGUUUACAUCCGUUAACGGCUGUACUUGAAAGGGGCAAAGAGUGUCCCUCCUGAUCUGCGCUAAGGAGAAAUUAAUAAUAAACAUUUGCAGAAACAAAUUGUACAGGAAGACAAGUGAACGAGAGAGUGAGAUCUGAGAGUAUGGGACAAGUACUAUCUGUGUUUUGGGAGAAGGGGGUCUGCCAAGGAGCCGUGCCGAGAAGAGGCUGCUGUGUGAGAGCACUGAGGACGGAACGGCGCGAAGGCGAGGAGCGGAGAAUACGCUGCCGGGUUCCUGGAAGUGACUGCAAGGCGGGGGACUGAGAAACACGAAGGGAGGCGGGCGGGGACGGGCGCUGCCCCGUGAGCGAGGCGGCGCCAUGGAGACGGGCACGGCCCGGCACGGCCCGAGGGACGGGCUGCGGCCGGGAGCGGAGCCGUGCCGAGCUUGGUGCCGUCCGGAGGCGAAUCGCGACUGGGCUUUUCCAGGGAAGGCAUCCCGCUGCGCCGCAGAAUUUAUAAUCAGAUAAGAAGCAAAUAUGGAGAAUAAACAACAGGAAGACGUGGAUGUGAAGCAAGUAAAGGGUUUUGCAUGUAAAAGCACAGGCUCUUUCUGUUGGUUAUUUUCUUUUUAACUAAAAGCAGACAAAUGGGACACAGCAGUUAAUAUUGUUAAUAAAAGAGAGGGCUGAACUGUGCCUUGACUCAUCAUACAUAAAGAAAAGAGAAAUAUGUGUGCAGCUUGCAGGGUGGAAGGAAUAAACACUUAUUUCUUGUUCUGUCUGCACAUAAUUAUUGUUUAAUGUAAUUACUGUCUUCAGAAAUAACAGUCUCUUUGGGAUUAUUCUCUGCUUAAAAUGGUAAUUGUUGUAAAAUGCUGUAAACUGUGCUGGAUCCAACUACAUUUAUAAUGUAGUGAUGGCUGGGUAAGUUUUAAAUUUUUUUUUUAGUUAUUGUGGGUGAUCUGGUCAAGACUCUGGAAUCCAUCAAAGAUUACUAAAUGAUUGAUGUUAAUGUGGUGUGUAUGCAAAUUCAUUUAAAGACAGUUUAGGAGUUUUACAUGGAGUUUUACAUCCCAUCCUUUGGGAUUGGAAGGAAGAAUUUGAGUCUCAGCAGCUGCCUCUUUGCCAGAAUGAGCUGGACACUGAUCACAGUACAAGUCACUCUUCUGAUCUGCCUUGCCCUUAAGGGUUUGGGGAGGAACAAGGGAGGUACAAAAAUGUCUGUCUGGACUACCCUGAGACGGCACUUCUGAUGGAUUUGCUUCAUGUGCACGAGUGCUGGCUAUAGGAUCCAGAUUACUUGAGCUGAAAUGUAAAUUUAAAAGCAGAAUGUGAAAGUGAAUAUGCAUUUAGCUGAUUGUUACUCUCCAGUUUUAGUUCAGAGUUUGGACUCUGCAGGUAUUAUAUGAUCAGUCUUAUCUAAUCAAUUGCAACAGCCAUUCAGCUACCCAAAAACCCUGUAAUAUAGAGUUGAAAGUAAAUAGAAGGUUGCAGAACAGUACAGUAGCAACAAAGGCUGUGUGACAGGCUGCUGCAAACCUGUUAAGUCUUUAAGGGAUUAAUGCAGAGCUUUAAAGUUUCAGUGUAUUAUUAGAGAACUUACUGAUCUUGGUAGCAGUAUCAGCUCCUCGGAUUUGUUUGAAAUCCUGACGUUACUGGUAUUCUUCCACUGGAUCACAGAGAAACUUUUUUGUUGAUAGCAAUUAAAAAUAUUGGGAGAGGAGGGGAAAAGAUACAGAGCUACUUCUAUUUUCAAAUGUAUCUAAAAGAUCAGAUUUCUGCUGGUCAGCCCUUGUUUUUCAAUUUUUUUUCUUAUAUAACACAAAAUUUUGAGUGGAGAAGGAACUCAGUUAUACUUAAAUAGAUGUCUUGCACUACUUUUGAGCAGAUCCUCUAUAUUCUGUAUGCAACUAACCUUUUGAAGGAUUGUUUUGGGAAAUAACAUAUACUCUUAUAAUUGAUUUCCACUAACUCAUGGGGAAAAGAUGUUAUGGUGCCUGUUUCUUUAGGAAAUUACAGCAUUCUGUAUUAACAGUUAUGUGUUAUUGUUUAAAAAAAUAUAUGUGGAUCCCUCAUGCUUUUUAAUGUAAAUUUAUUUUUGUUACCUCUAAGAAUAGUCACAAGGGUUAUCUGCAUGAGGAUUAUGUGAACCUGAAACUUCACAUGGAGCAAAAGAUUCAAGAACUGGAAGAUGCUGACAGAAAUUGGUGUCUAAACAGCAACUGUCUCUGGCAGCUGAGCAAGAACAGAUUCUGAAACAAAGUAAAAUGCAGGCAGAACUUAACUGGCAGCAGCUCUGUGAGAAUGCUGAAUGUAAUUGGUAUCAGAAACCAGAGGAUCCAACACACAGCCUAUCUUCAUCAAGAGAGGAGUCCCAGGCUCAAGCUGAUGUGCAGAAAACAGACUACAGGUUGCAUGAAGUGAAGAGUGUUCUUUCUGCUUUGACUGUUGAGAGAGAACAGACAAUACAAGCAUCAUUUAAUCACAGUAUUUCACCUGAAGGGGAGAAACAGAUAUUUCAGUAUGGUGAUGAAAGUUCUCUGUGUAAAUAUAUCCCUGCUUCGGAAAUAAAAAAGCUGCAGGAACAGAAUGCCAGCCUUCGGGCUGCUAUUGCACAAAUGAGGAAAGAAAUGGAGAGUCUUGAUGAGCAGAUGUUGUCUUCUCUUCCUCAAACAGAAGACAGACAGCUUGCAGAGCAAGGUUCACUGAGCACAAACAAAAUUUCAACUAGAACCACACUGAGCAACAUCAAAAUCAGUUCAAGUAAGUUGGAUUGUAUAGUAAACCCAGACACAGAAGAGGGGCCAGAACCCGAAGUUCUUGAAGAAAACAUGGUUACUUUUGGACAACAGCUACCUGGUGUAGGUACUGGUGUUGAUUGUCAAUAUAGUGUCAAACACACUCUACGAGGAAUGCAAGAUAAACUCAAGGAAGCAACAAGAAAAAUUUCAAUUCUGAACCAAGAAAAGAGGCAGCUGAUUGAAAUGGGAAACAGACUCAGGGCAGAACUUGGAAUGGUGUUAAAGAAAGGAGUCUGGCAUCCUGUUAGCUCUAAACACUGCACAGUUUGUAUUGCCUCUGGUAGUCUUCUUCCAAGAGAACUUGUCAAAAGAACACAGUGUCAGCUAUCAGUUCUAAAGCAUCUACAGCACAGACUCACAACACAGGAGCUGCAGUGCACAAAGCAACAGCAUCCUUCAAGAUUCUCUUCUCUUACUGCCUGCCCUAGCUUAAAGGAAGAAGAAGCUCCAAGCAGCUGUGGAGACGAAAGAGAAUUACCAUGCAGUGAGGUUUGGAUAGAUUUCUCUAUUGAAAAUCAUGGGCCAGAUACAUUCUCAGCAACAAAGGCAGAUACAUCCACAAAGAUUGCUCAAACUCAGCUGCUCAGUCAGAGUCCUAGUCAUGUCCAGCAGGUUCAGCUUUCUUCAUCUAGAACGCAUACUUUCUGUCAAAUUUUAGAUACGGGAUCAAGCCUUCCUCUACUCAGUCCUCAAAAGAACAGCAGCCAGGGGGAGUUUGUAGUUGUACAUUCAAUCAAGCAAUCUGAAGAAUCUCAGCAAAAUGUCAAAGCCAAGGAUAAACUUGAAACAUCAGCUGAAGAUUUGACAGUCAGAGGAACAAGGCUGGAAGUUCAGCAUAAGUUAAAAUCCAGGAGUUUAUCUUGUGCUCAUCUAUUAAAAUCAAAAAUCUCUUCUAGCAUGGUAAAAAUCCGCAAUUAUAAUAUUAAAGACUGAUUUCUAUGUUGUCA